AUGGCCGUCUUCCCCUCUCGCAAGUUCCGCUCGUCCAACGACUCAUCCUUCGCCGCCCGCUACCGCGUCCUCCUCGCCCGACAUCCCUUCGCGCUCUUCGGCCUGCCCUUCAUCACCACCAUGCUGCUCGGCUCCUUCUUCCUCACGCCCGCCACCGCCCUGCGCUACGAACGCCAUGACCGCAAGGUGCGACAGCUGACAAAGGACGAGGAGUUGGGCAUUGGCAAGGACAAGAGGCGGAUUGAUCUGGCAGAGGAAUAUUAUAAACUCGCAGCGAAGGACCUGGAUAAUUGGGAGCAGAAGCGCGUCAAGCGGCUGCCUGGCGAGCACGAUGGAGUCUUUUGA
Sphaerulina musiva SO2202 is the source of this 345-nucleotide messenger RNA. RefSeq names its product cytochrome c oxidase assembly protein COX16, mitochondrial. The record is from RefSeq and is a predicted model, not a curated record. Gene Ontology annotation, biological process: mitochondrial respiratory chain complex IV assembly. Bases 1 to 345 code for a protein of 114 amino acids. Lineage: Eukaryota; Fungi; Ascomycota; Dothideomycetes; Mycosphaerellales; Mycosphaerellaceae. The transcript has 2 exons. Gene Ontology annotation, cellular component: mitochondrial inner membrane.